GUGUCUCAGGAAACAGUUCAGACGUGGAGCCUGAACUGGUUGAGAAGGAGGAGGAGGAGGAGGAAGGGGAUGUGGGAACAGAAGAGAGUCUCCUGCCACAACGAACCAAAGGCUCUGGGGGGGUCCCUCCUGGAGCAAGGAGGGUGUGGAGCCUGGGGGAGUGUCAGAGAUGCAGCACCCUUCCAUGCUGCUGCUGUUGCUGCUGCUUAGCUCCCUGCCACUGACCAGAGGGCUGUCAUGUGAGAACCUCCCAGAGCCCUGUGCUAAUGGGGGCACCUGCCUGAGCUUGGCCCAGAGUCAAGAAAUCUGUCAGUGUGCCCCAGGCUUCUUGGGUGACAGGUGCCAGUUUCCAGAUCCCUGCCAGAGUGCCAAGCCAUGCCAGAAUGGAGGCAGUUGCGAAACCCUGUUCCUCGAUUCCCAGGGCACUUCCUCCUCCCAAGUUCCCAGUUUUUUCUGCUCCUGUCCUCCUGGCUUUGGAGGAUCACGGUGCCAACUCAAAGAUCCCUGCUUGUCCUAUCCCUGUUACCAUAAUGGCCGCUGCCAUGUCUUACCCUCUGGCCAGCCUCGAUGUCACUGUCUGUCUGGAUGGACUGGUGAGCACUGCCAGCAACAAGACUUCUGUAAAGCAAACCCCUGUGCCAAUGGGGGAAUCUGUCUGGCUACAUAUCCCCAGAUUCUGUGUGACUGUCCCCAAGGCUUUGAGGGCAAUAGUUGUCAACAUGAUGUCAAUGAGUGUUUCAAGGAUUCAGAGCUCUGCCCCCCAGGUGCCACUUGUCAUAAUACACUGGGCUCCUACAAGUGCCUCUGUCCCCCAGGACAGGAUGGACCCCAGUGUGAAUUCCACAUGGGACCCUGCCCUGCAAGGGGCUGCCAAAAUGGGGGUACCUGCCAACUAGCUCCUGGGUCCACUACUUUCCACCUCUGCCUCUGCCUCCCAGGUUUCACAGGCCAGGAGUGUGAAGUGAAUCUAGAUGAUUGCAGUGGACACAGAUGUCAGAAUGGGGGAACCUGCCAAGAUGGAUUCAACACCUAUACUUGUCUCUGCCCUGAGACCUGGGCAGGUUGGGACUGUUCAGAGGAUGUGGAUGAAUGUGUAACCACUAGUUCCCCACAAUGUCAGAAUGGAGGCACUUGUCAGAACACACCUGGCAGCUUCCAUUGUGUGUGUGUGAGUGGCUGGGGAGGUCCAAACUGUGAAGAGAACCUGGAUGAUUGUGCUUCUGCCACCUGUGCCCAAGGGUCUACAUGCAUUGAUAGAGUGGGCUCCUUCAGGUGCCUCUGCCCCCCAGGUCUCACAGGUCUUCUAUGCCAGCUACAAGAUAUGUGUCUGAGUCAGCCAUGCCACCCCGAAGCCCAAUGCAGUACCAACCCUAUAUCAGGAGCCAUACUUUGUCUAUGCCAACCUGGCUACUCUGGGCCCACCUGUCAUCAGGAUCUAGAUGAAUGUCAGAUGGUCCACCAGAGCUUUAGUCCCUGUGAGCACGGAGGCUCCUGCCUCAACACUCCAGGCUCCUUCAACUGCCUCUGCACCCCAGGCUACACAGGCUCCAGAUGUGAGACUGACCACAAUGAGUGCCUAUCUCAGCCCUGUCACCCAGGCAGCACCUGUCUGGACCUGCUGGCAACUUUCCGCUGCUUCUGCCCUCCAGGUUUUGAGGGACAGCUGUGUGAAGUGGAGAUAGAUGAGUGUGCAUCAGAACCCUGCCAGCACCAGGGCAUCUGCCAUGAUCAGCUGAGUGGCUUCCUGUGUGUCUGCCUUCCUGGUUUCACUGGCCUUCAUUGUGAAGAGGAUGUAGAUGAGUGUGCCAGCUCCCCUUGUGCUCAUGGUGGGAAGUGCCAAGACCAGCCUGGGGCCUUUCACUGCCAAUGUCCUUCAGGAUAUGAAGGUCUUCAAUGCCAGAUAGAAGUAGAUGAAUGUCUUAGUGAUCCCUGCCCCCCAGGAUCUACCUGUCUUGAUCUCCCUGGCUCCUUCUCCUGCCUUUGUCCUCCAAAUGUUACAGGACAACUCUGUGAGUUCUCCUUAUGCCCACACUCCCUGUGUCCUCCAAAGUGGGAGUGUCAAACAGAAAGCCAGUGCCUCUGCCCUGAUGGAAACCCUAGCUGUCACCCUGCCAAAGACAAUUGCACCUGCAAAAAUGGACAAUGCCAAGGAUCUUCAUGUGUGUGUGAUGUGGGCUGGACAGGGCAAAGCUGUGAGGAGGAGCUGGGAGGCUGUGUUUCAGAGCCUUGUGCCCAUGGAGGUACAUGCUAUCCCCAGUCCCAUGGCUACAACUGCACCUGCCCUACUGGAUACACAGGACUUACCUGCAGUGAGGAGGUGACCAAAUGUGACUCCAGGCCAUGUCUUAAUGGUGGCUCCUGCAACCCUACCAGUGAAGGUUACUCCUGCACCUGUCUUCCUAGCUACACUGGGUCCCAUUGUCAGACCCACAAGGACCACUGCACAUCUGUCUCAUGUCUUAAUGGGGGCACCUGUGUAGACAGAACCAGUACCUUUAUCUGCUUUUGCCCCAUGGGAUUCAAAGGAACAUACUGUGAAGAUAAAACUCCCCCAAACUGUGCAGACAAACCGUGCAGGAAUGGAGGAACAUGCCAAGAUGGCUUGGAGGGGCUUCAUUGCAUCUGCCCCCAUGGUUACACAGGAGAGAGAUGCCAGAAUCCCCUGGACCUCUGUGCUCCAAAUCCCUGUCAACACAAUGCCUAUUGCCUCCAGUCUGGCUCCACCUUUCAAUGUCUUUGCUCUAGGGGUUGGACAGGGUCUCUCUGUGAACUGCCUCUCUCUCCCUGCCAAGUGGCUGCCUUUAACCAAGGCAAAGAGGUCUCCUCCUUGUGUCAGAAUGGAGGGCUCUGCAUGGACAAUGGUAUGUCCCAUUUCUGUCAGUGCCCACCUGGGUUCCAAGGCAGCUUAUGCCAGGACAAAGUGAAUGUGUGUGAGUUGGGGCCCUGCCAGCAUGGGGCUACAUGUAUGACCCAUCUCAAUGGGUACUUCUGCCAGUGUGCCCCUGGCUAUCACGGACAAAACUGCUCAGAAGUGGAUGCUUGUCAGUCCCAACCCUGCCAUAAUCACGGCACCUGUUCCUCAGUCCCUGGUGGUUUCCACUGUUCCUGCCCACCUGGCUUUGUGGGGCUACGCUGUGAGGGUGAUGUGGAUGAAUGCCUAGAUCGGCCUUGCUACCCUGUAGGCACUGUGGCCUGCCAUCCCCUGGCCAAUGCUUUCUUCUGCCAGUGUUACCCAGGAUACACAGGUAAACGGUGUGAGGAAAAGUUAGAUGCCUGCAAGAGUCAGCCCUGCUCCCAUGGUGGGACCUGUGAAGUAGAAGUUGGAAGUCAACUUGGUUUCACUUGCCACUGCCCUUUGGGCUUUGAGGGUCCCACCUGUCUCCAUGGGGCCCCUUCCUGUGGCUCCCACCACUGCCAUCAUGGGGGCCUCUGUCUGUCAUCUUCCCAGUCAGGGUCUAUCCCUCACUGUGCCUGCCUUGAAGGCUAUGGGGGCCCUGACUGCCUAAUUCCUCCAAUCCCACAAGGUUGUGGAUCUCCUUCCCCUUGCCUACACAAUGGCAGCUGCACAGAAUCCCAUGGGGUGAGGGGCCCUGGUGGCUCUGGUUUCCAUUGUUCCUGCCCCCCUGGUUUCCUGGGGCCCCGGUGCCAAACAUCUGAGGCAGAAGGAUGUAAAGGUCGAGGUGGAGAUGGGACCUGUGAUCCCAACUGCAGUAGUCCUGAUGGAGGCUGGGAUGGGGGAGAUUGCUCGCUGGGGAUCCCAGAUCCCUGGAAGGGCUGCCCUCUUCAUGCUCGAUGCUGGCUCCUCUUCAGAGAUGGGCAGUGUCACCCACAGUGCAACACUGAGGAGUGUCUGUUUGAUGGCUACGACUGUGAGACCCCCCAAACCUGCACUCCAGCCUAUGACCAGUAUUGCCGGGAUCACUUCCACAAUGGACACUGUGAGAAAGGCUGUGAUACUGCAGAAUGUGGCUGGGAUGGGGGGGACUGCAGGACAGCAGUCUCCAACCCUGAAGCAGGUCCUUCCCUGGCCCUGCUAGUAGUUCUGAACCCUCCCAUCCUAGACCAGCAGCUCUUCACCCUGGCCCGAGUCCUCUCUGUGGUGCUGAGGGUGGGUCUAUGGGUAAGGAAGGACCAGGAAGACAGAGAGAUGGUAUACCCCUACCCUGGGGCCCAAGCUGAAGAAGAGCUCUGGAGAAAUAAGAACAACCCCCAACAAGAGAGAACAGCGCCUCCCACCUACCUCUCAGGCAAAGAAAGUGACAGCCUCCCUGCAGGAUUUGUGGUGGUGCUGGGUGUAGAUUCAUCCCGCUGUGGCUCUACCCCUCCUGCCCAGCAAUGUCCCUGGGACCCAGGCUUCAUGCUCCGCUUCCUAGCAGCAAUGGCUGCCGUUGGGGCCCUGGAGACUCUCCUGCCUGGACCUCUGCUAGUUGCCCAUCCCCAGGAAAGCUCAGCACCUCCAGCACCCCAGCUCCCCUGGCCUGUGUUCUUUUCCCCAGUGGCUGGGGUAAUUCUCCUGAUUCUAAGUGGGCUCCUGGUCCUCCAACUUAUCCGGAGAAGGCGCAGGGAACAUGGGGCUCUCUGGCUGCCCCCUGGUUUCUCUAGUCGGACUCGGCCUCGAACUAGGCCUGCCCCUCGUGGACGCCGGCCACCUCUGGGAGAAGAUAGCAUUGGACUAAAGCCACUGAAACCAGAGACUGAGGCUGAUGAGGAUGGGGUUGUGAUUUGCUCAGGCCAUGAAGAGGGAGAGGAGAUGUAUCAGGCAGAGGAAAGGGCCCCAUCCCCCAAGAGCCAACUCUGGCCUCUGAGUGGAAGAGGACAAGAGAGUCUCCAGAUGGCUAUGCUGACCCCUCCCCAGGAGCCUGAGAAUGAAGCCCCUGAUGUAGAUGCCCGUGGACCUGAUGGGGUAACCCCACUGAUGUCAGCUGUGUGCUGUGGGGGAUCAGAGCCUAGAAUACAGGAGGGGCUGUGUCCAGGGCCAAAGGGAACAGAGCCCUGGGAGCCCCUCCUGGGUGGUGGGGCAAGCCCCCAAGCCCAUACUGUGGGAUCAGGGGAGACCCCACUACACCUAGCAGCCCGAUUCUCCAGACUACCUGCUGCCCGACGCCUCAUUGAGGCUGGUGCCAACCCCAAUGAGCCAGAUCGAAUGGGGCGUACCCCCCUUCACACAGCUGUGGCUGCUGAUGCCCGAGAAGUUUGCCAGCUCCUGCUUAGGAACAGACAAACUUCAGUAGAUGCAAGGACAGAAGAUGGGACAACGCCCCUCAUGCUGGCUGCCCGACUAGCUGUGGAGGACCUAGUAGAAGAGCUGAUUGCUGCCCAGGCUGAUGUAGGAGCCAGAGAUAAAUGGGGAAAGACAGCCCUACACUGGGCCGCCGCCGUGAACAAUGCUCGUGCCGCCAGCGCCCUUCUCCAGGCCGGAGCGGACAAGGACGCCCAGGACAGCAGGGAGCAAACGCCGCUCUUCCUGACUGCCCGGGAAGGGGCGGUAGAAGUGGCCCGCUUGCUACUGCAGGCGGGGGCGGCCCGAGGACUGCGGGACCAGACGGGGCUCGGACCCCCAGACAUUGCUCGUCAGCGCGGACACUGGGACCUACUGACGCUCCUAGAAGGGGAAGGGCUUCCGGAGUCCCGGCCCUCUCUGCGUCACAAAGCCUCCUUAGGUUCGGCGGGUGGAGCCAAAAGCAGCAAAGGAGCCUUCCCGCGCACUAAGACCUUACCUAAAGGCGGGGCUUUUCCUCGAGGCCGGACGACGUCAGGAGGAAGCACGCACGGGGGUGGGGCUUACUCCGGCCGAACAAUGUCAAUGGAUAUGGCCCCACAUGGGGGUGCAGCCUUCCCCCGUAGCCCGAGCGUCUCAGGAGGUGGAGCCCCGCCCCUUCGCAUUCUCAGGUCCCCAGCAAGCAUGCGCGGAGCACUACACGACCCUGGGUUACUUUUGGAUCGAUCCCGGGGACACACAGGCGGCUGGCCUUCUGAUUGGGUGGCUUUGGGAGCCUGUGGCCCCACCCCCAGGACUCCAGUCCCGCCCCUUUGCCUUACUCCUUGCCUGGAGGAACCUUCCCCCCAAACUGCCUGUGUACCCAAUUCCUCGGAGUGAUGCCCCUGCAUCGAGAAAGUACUGAGGAUAAGGUUGCUGGCUGAAAGGGAAGGCUAUUCCCACAAGUUAAAGCUCCUCGCAAUAUGGGGACCCUCAAAUCAAGGUACCCUAAAACUAGGGAAACAGCUGCUCAAGUAGCAGAGUUUGGGAAUCCCCCAGAUUCUAGGAUGAAGAGACUCAAGUGCAGGAAGAUUCUCCCCCACAAUGAAAAUAGAAUAAGUCUGUUCCUCAUAUCAGUUUUUGCCCCCUUGAAUGAGCCAAAGCUUUCCCUAACAGGAGAGAGGACCUCAGCUUUCACUCUCCUGUACUGGGAUGAAAACAGCAUCAGCUUAUAGAAAUGGAAAUUAUUUUACCUCCACCCUCCAAGAAAGAUUAUAAGACUGAGGAGAAGGAACAUAAAGGUGAAAGACAGAGCAAGCAAAUCAAAAUGCGGAGAUGCAGGGAGAAUCCAAAAACUGAAAUGAAGGUUGCCUCAAGAGAAGGGGAAAAAGAAUAUGAAUGUCCCUUGGGGGACCUGCUGCUAGAGCCCCAGUUCAAAACCAAUGACUCCUUGUGUUUCUCUUCCCCCUCUAGAUGAGAUCACUUAAGGAUGAAGCACCCUACUCCUCCAACCUUUUCCCCAUUAUCCCUGAUGUACUAGAUUCUAUUAUCUAAUAAAGUUUACUUUCUCCUGUU
Molecule: messenger RNA, 6772 nt
Organism: Monodelphis domestica (gray short-tailed opossum)
Lineage: Eukaryota; Metazoa; Chordata; Mammalia; Didelphimorphia; Didelphidae
Gene: NOTCH4
Product: notch receptor 4
Biological process (GO): multicellular organism development; axon guidance; regulation of developmental process
Cellular component (GO): signaling receptor complex; cell surface; plasma membrane
Molecular function (GO): calcium ion binding; protein binding; signaling receptor activity
Source: RefSeq, a predicted model, not a curated record